GAAAUUUAUAGUCACAGGCGGCAAAUUUUCCCUCUCAGCCUGAUUUGUCAUCAUAUACUCAUACAACGGUCCGUUAAUUUUCUGUUGUUGCAGAAACUUGAAGUCUCCCAAUAAACAACUUAAAAGUAGUUUUUAUUGAAACCAAUAGUCUCGAUCAAGGUUCACUCCACCUUUCUUCUGCCAUCUCCCCUUCUUCUUCUUCUUCUACUACCCUUCUUCUGUUCCCAAUAUCCCUCUCUCUCUCUCCCCCACCCCCCCCAAAUUUUCAAUCUUUGGCCCUAAAGCUUCGACCUGUCUUGAAUCAACCAUGGAUCUGGCCCCGGAAGAACUUCAAUUUCUCUAAAUCCCAUUCUUCGAGAAUCGAUCUCCACCCCCAAACAGUCCCCCAAGACCAUCUACCUCAUAACCCUAACCCAAAUUUUCCCUCUCUCCUUCGCAAUCCUAGCCCGCUCUCUCUGAAGGUAGUGUUCAGUUGGAGGGUUUUUCCUUGGAGGUUUAGUAAUGGUGUAUUUGAUAUCAUCAAUCUGCAAUCUAGGGUUUCUUGACACACUUAGCGAAACCUCCUUCCCAUCCUCUGCACCGCCACUGAAACCCUCCUCAACGACGCCGGAGACCUCUCGGUGGGCCCGCAACUCGUAUCUCUCUCUCUCUCUGUGGACUGUGUACAGGUCAUUGAAGGAUCUUUUGGGUGAUGGGGAAGAUUGUGUGGGGACGUUUGUGCAAGUUACGGUUUUGGAGAUUUAUAAUGAGGAGAUUUAUGAUGUGUUGUCUAGUUAUGGUGGGUUUCGAUGGCCUAGAGGGAAUGGCUCCAAUUCUAAGCUAGUUUUUUUCUUCUACCAGAUCACUGAUUUGCCAUUUUCUCUCUACUCCACAUUUGUGGUUGAGGCACGUCAUAGUUUCAAUAAGCAAAUGAUAUGGUUAUUCUUCAGAGAUAUGUUGAAAGGAAUUUGCCUUAUGGCUAUUCUUGGUCCACCAAUUGUGUCUGCAAUUAUUGUGAUUGUGCAGCACACCAUAAUACCUGUCCAGCACCUAGUUAGCUUUGCUCUUAACUGGCUGAUGCUUUUGCUACGGAGCUUGGUUAUGCCGCUUCACUUCGAGCUGGUCUUGUUAGGUUACAGAGAAACUGGGGCCUUGUGUGCAAUGAAGGAAGUUGAUCUCAUUCCUGAUGAUCCAAAAUCUGCAGAAAGUAUAAAACAAUUGGAGGAGGUCCUUCCAGGUUUUAUUGAUGCCAAAGGCAGCUGAAGGCUAUAAGCGCCAUCCAGAAUAUAAAUGUUUAUGAUUCAUGUAUAACUAGCUAGGAAUGCUCUUGUUGGGUACAUUAUCUAGUUAAUUGAAUGUAUAGAUGUUUGGAUAAUGGUACUUGAAUUAUAU
This is a messenger RNA of Rosa rugosa (rugosa rose), 1371 nucleotides long. RefSeq lists its product as uncharacterized. The record is from RefSeq and is a predicted model, not a curated record. Gene Ontology annotation, cellular component: endoplasmic reticulum membrane. The transcript is spliced from 6 exons. NCBI's taxonomy places the organism in Eukaryota, Viridiplantae, Streptophyta, Magnoliopsida, Rosales, Rosaceae. Gene Ontology annotation, molecular function: metalloendopeptidase activity. Gene Ontology annotation, biological process: CAAX-box protein processing. The coding region runs from base 502 to 1242 and encodes 246 amino acids.